Molecule: messenger RNA, 4593 nt
Organism: Leptidea sinapis
Lineage: Eukaryota; Metazoa; Arthropoda; Insecta; Lepidoptera; Pieridae
Exons: 7
Coding region: 564-1691 (375 amino acids)
Biological process (GO): L-threonine catabolic process; glycine biosynthetic process
Cellular component (GO): cytosol
Molecular function (GO): L-allo-threonine aldolase activity
Source: RefSeq, a predicted model, not a curated record
AGUAAAAAAUAUGGUACAUACUUUGUGCGCUAAAAGUAGAAAAGUUUCGAAAUUAGAACUGUUUUUAUUUUAUGUUGCUUCGAUUUUGUUGAACUUUGUUUAAUAUUGUUCUUUGGUUCACAGGGUUUAAAACGCAAGCGAAUUAGAAAAUUUGAAGUUGAUCAACUAAAGUCGCUCCGUUUGAUCUUUGAACGCCUUGGUUCUAAAUUUUUGAAGUCUCUUUUAUAUUUAGGAGGCGAAGAGCCUGAUUCCAAACCUGCCUAUAACACUAAACUAAAAGUUAUAAAUUAUAUCUAUUAUUUAUUAGCAGUAGCACCGUCUGACCUUGGUAUGCCGGCCUUAGUGCCUAGCUUUGCGACUUGCGAGUGUGAAAUGUCAAACUGAUAAAAUGAAUCAGGAUUGUUUUUAUUAGAUAAAAGGUGUCAUUUAAUAGAAUACGUAUAUUGCUAUAUAAUAUUUCAACUAUUCACUAGGCAGUUGAUUAAUUAUUAAUAGGUAGCUUACCCACGAUAUAAUAUUAUUAUAUGUACUUACAUUAUUUAACAACAUCUUGACAAAAAGAAAUGGCUUAUAUAGUUGAUAUGAGAUCAGACACGGUAACUAAACCAACCAAAGCUAUGAAGCAUGCUAUGGUCAAUUCAGCUCUGGGGGAUGAUGUAUAUGGUGAAGACCCUACAGUAAUUACUUUGCAGAAGAAAGUAGCCACACUCCUUGGAAAACAAGCUAGUCUGUUUGUUCCUAGUGGAACUAUGUCAAAUCUUAUUGCUGUUAUGGUGCACUGCAACAAACGUGGAUCAGAGGUCAUAUUAGGAAAUUUAUCACACAUUUACAAAUAUGAGCAAGGUGGCGCAGCCCAUGUCGCUGGUGUCCAGCUAACAGCAGUACCCAACAACCCUGACGGUACAUUUGACUUAAGGGAUGUAGAGAAAAGGAUCCGUGGUAGUGACAUACAUGAGCCAAUCACCUCACUCAUUGCUAUUGAGAACACACAUAAUGUUUGUGGAGGCAAGGUAAUCCCAUUAGAUUGGUUGGAUUCUGUAUCCGAGCUAUGUAAGAAACAUUCUCUGCCACUCCAUCUGGAUGGAGCAAGGUUGCUGAAUGCCAGCACCCACCUUCAGUUGCCUCCGGAGCGGCUAGUGCGAGGAUGUGACAGCAUCUCCCUCUGCUUUAGCAAGGGUCUAUCUGCACCUGUUGGUUCGGUGCUCGUUGGGUCUUAUCACUUUAUAGAACAGGCGCGGCGCGUGCGCAAGAUGCUGGGCGGUGGCAUGCGACAGGCCGGCGUGCUAGCGGCGCCCGCGCUCGUGGCACUGGACGAGGUGGCGCCCGCGCUGGCCCUGGACCACAAGCGAGCGCAGGUCCUGGCCAAGGUCAUCGAAGGAAUGUUCCUGAAGAACUUCACGGUGGACGUGGCGGGUGUCCACACCAACCUAGUGAUGGUGCGGAUACCGGAGAGCAGCUCGCUGACUACACAGCUGGUGGAGCAGAGGCUGGGACAAGUUUGUUUGGCAGAGACACAGGGCGACUGUAAGACUCCCAAUGACGAGGGAGUCAUUGUGAAGGUGUGCUGCUUCAGCGACAAGUUGCUCCGACUGACGCUGCACCACGACAUCUGCGACGAGGAUCUGUGGCUGGCCAUCAUGAAGCUCACCUACGUGUUCCGCGAGCUGGAAGCAGCUCACCCACUGCACUAGAUCAGACACUAUGCUCAAAUUAUUUACAGUUUUAUCUUGUGCAAAUUUUUAUAUAGUUGACACUAGAUAUUAAGUUUACACAAAUUAUGUAUAUAAUACUUAAAAAUAGAUAUAUUAUAUUCUUCUCGAAUUAUAUUUUUUUAAUGUGUUUGCUAAAUAAUGCAUUGCAAGAAAUUUAACAAAAGGAUGUGAUCUGAUCACUGAUAAUAGUCAACAGGGAUUUCUAUAGAAAUGUCCAUGAAAAUACAACUUCAGAUUUAUAAUUUCAAUUAUUUUGAUUUCUAUAAUGAUAUUUUAUUUUUGCAUACGGAAAAACAACACAUGAAAAUACCUAAAUCGAUGAAUCGACGACAGCUGAGCGCGUGAGUUAACACUAUUUUGACUGUCAAAGGUUAUAAUUACUUUGUAAAUAAUGAUGAUAUAAAAAGUAUAUUAUACUUAUAUAUUUAUUUGAAUUUAUCAAUAAAUUAAUGAUCUUAAUCAAACCUUAGCUUGUAAUUAUGUAUACAUCAAAAAAUUGUUGUUGUUCUUGCCACAUUUUCCAUGCUAAUUGUCUAUUUGAGACAAGUUUUAUGAUUUUUUUCAUUUGUUUUGACCACUGCAAACAAAAUACAAAUUAAAAUAAGUAAAAUCGUUUUUGAAUUAAGGGACACUAACGAAUGGUACUUACUUGAUUUUAUAUACCUAGUCUUGCCAUAAAUACUGAAACAAUGAAAAAAAGAUUUCUAUUGCAUUAUUACUUUUACAGUGUGUUAGUAUAAUUAAUAAAUAUAAAACGAUUUAAAUUAUAAAAAGCUUAUUCGAAGUGGUCUCCAUUGGCUGCAAUACAGUCCUUUAAAUGUUGAGCCCAGUUAUCAAUAGAACACUAUUUCCAUGGAAAAAUUCUCUAAAUCUCUUUCUAAUGCACUGCCAAUCGUACGGAUUUGUUUAAGGGACUUCAAAUUAUGAUGUCGUUUAGAGCAAGCCGUACCUACUCUCUAAAACUGAAUAUAAAUCAUUAUCCACCGGAUUAAGAUCGGGACUGGACGACAGCCAGUCUUCAGCUGUGAUGAAGUCCGAAACGUUCUUUCUAACCAUGACUGCGUAGUCCGAGCUUUAUGACGUGGCUCCCAGUCUUGCUGGAAGGACCAUUCUUGGUUAUUGAACAUGGCGUUGUUAAAUGGCUUCACUACCUUCUCAAGAAUGAUAUGUUGAUACACGUGUGCCGUUGUUUUGAUACCUUUUUCACAAAAGUAUGGCACAGUUACUCCUUCAUAGCUAAAUACUCCACCAAACCAUCACUGAAGUCGGAUAGUGCCCACGUUGCACUCUGUCGACUAAUUGGGAAGCUUCCUUAGAGCUUUGAGCAAUAAUUUCUGUCAUUUUAUUUGUUAAAAUGUUGCUCAAUUGUAAAUUUUUUCUCAUCUCUUUGACCACCUUUUUCGUACGAACACUAGGAGGUCUCAUUGUACCUAUUAAUAGCCCGGUACACAAACAUUAUACUAAUGCCAAGCGUAUGGAGAGUUUUAAAAAUUGCAGUUGGCUCCAUACCUACUUUGUGUAAUGCAAUCACAGCGAUUUGGUUCUCUAUAUCACCCCACUCCACUUUAACAUUGCAAAAUAUUGUACAAUGCAUUGGCGCCAAAAUGAGAAAACUCAAUGAACAAACAUAUAAUAAUGAAAGAUUCCAAAUUCAAAUGUAAUAUUUUUUUUUUUUUUACUGUAACAGUAUUUAUGGCAAGACUAAGUAUAGUAAGAUUUCUUGUAAAUUUUGUAAUUGAUUUAUGAGAUUAAAUAUAUAUAUAUAUAUAUUAUACUAUUGAUAAUAUUUACACUGGUUAUGUUUGUAAUAAAAUACAAUUGUUGAUUAUUUUAUGUUUUUAUUUUUGUACAUACAAAAACGGUGAAAUGAUAAAAAAUAUAUAAAAGAGGAUGUAUGUUUGUUGUUCCCUAAUAACUCCUAAACUAUUCGACCGAUUUCAAUGAAAUCUUUUGUAUUAGAUUCGUUAAAGCUCAAGCAAGGUUUACAUAUAUAAUUUAUAUGGCAAAACAACGUUUGCCAGGUCAGCUAGUUUUGAAUAAAAAUAAGUAUAAAGUGCCAUAAAGAGUAUCGAAGAGGGGAUCGUGCCGUCCGCCAUUUUGUGGAUUUUAAGUCACUAUGGAGCCGUACCCAGGAACGCAUCGCGCUUUUUGCGUACGCGUAUAGCGUAUUAUCGCAAUGGUGAUUCAAUUGUGGCGUCUCAACGUUUGUAUCGUGCGGAAUACCGUACCCGCCAUGCACCGAGUGACGUUAGCAUUAGAAAAUGGAUCCGCAUGUUCGAGAAUACAGGUGCGAUGGUAAAAAUUCAACACUCUGGCCGCCUUCAGGCCAACAUCAGUACGCGACGAAGAAACGACUCGAGAAGUAGACGCGUCAGUUCGCCAAAUUCCAUUUUUAUCCAUCCGAAAGCGAGGCCAAUCAUUAAACAUAAAAUUUUCCUUCAUAACAUAGUAUAGUAAUAACAUGGUAGGAUUGACAGUACAGAGCUAACUGAACUAUUCAUACAAUUACAAGUGCCGUCAGUUCGCACUGGACACACGUCUCUAUUCCAAGUCCCGCUGAGUCACACUAAUUAUUAUGAAAAUUCGAUAAUCCGUCGCACUCUAUGCAGCUAUAAUAAGCAAUUCAACAGUACUGAACUUUUUAAUAACAGUAAAGGCUGCUUUAAAAGGAGUGUUAAUAAAACUCUAAAGAAAGGUUAAAUUUAGAGUAAUUCACAAACACACACACGCACUCUAACCAAACCACACACGCACAAAUAUCAUGUCUUAUUAUAAAUAUUGUAAAUCCGUUAUUAGAUGUAAGUCCUACAAAAUAGUAUUAUUAUAACCUUAUUUAAGUUCUGUGGAUUUUGUGAUGUUUUAAAUAAAUAAAUAAAAAAUC